AUGUCGAGCACACCACUGCAAGACGCAGCCGAGGCACGCAAGGCCAAGCUCGCAGCACUCAAGAAGCGCAAGACGCUCCACGACUCGGGCGCACCCAUUUCGUCCAACCUUGACCUUGACGUUGACGGCGACCACGACGAAGCUCCAUCGUCAGUAGUGGCUCACAACCUCUAACAUCGCUCAUCAACUCCGACUGACACUACCGGAACAUAUCCCGUUUGCCAGUGACGUAUUUCAAUUCCGCAAUUAUGAUCCAACCACGGGCACUGCGAGGAAGCAUGCACGAACCGACGAGCUCGACACGGUCGAGAAGCAGGUCGAAGGACUGGCUGACCAAGUCAUCGCACGCGACGAGGCGACCAGGGUACAGGAACUGGUACGUUGCUUCUGACCUAUCUGGCUUGACCCUCGGGAGACCGCUACCGUGGUCCUGCGAAGACUGCAACCGGACGGGACGGACCACCUAGUCCCCACUCACUGAUGAUCCGUGGUCCACCAUCCCGGGCUUCCACGCACAAGCGACCACAACUGACCAUGCCCACUCGAUCGGUCCCUCCUUAUGCAGGACCUCACAAAUAUUCAACCCAAGAAACCGAAUUGGGAUCUCAAGCGUGAUCUCGACCGCAAAGUGAGUCGCGAGCCGCCAUCACCACCCAUUCAUGUCCGAACGCUGCUGAUCACCUCGCUGUCAACAGCUUGGACGCUUACGCAACAAGACCGACCAGGCCAUCUCGCAGCUGAUACGGAAGCGCCUUCAGGCCGAGAAAGGUACCGAGGCCGCAGCCCAAGUCGGCCUCGUUUCAGGCUUUGAUGAUCGGGACGAGGAUCCCGAGUCGGAUGACGAGUAG
Messenger RNA from Microbotryum saponariae, 848 nucleotides. NCBI's taxonomy places the organism in Eukaryota, Fungi, Basidiomycota, Microbotryomycetes, Microbotryales, Microbotryaceae. The record is from the annotation of a GenBank genome assembly.